GUGUGCUGUAGGAGGAUCUGUCUCAAGACCGACACCCGGAGCAUCAAUGAGCGAAAAGACAGAACGAUGUGGAUCCUCUCGGCGUAUAAAAUGAAGAUCAUUUUGGUGACAUUUUCUUCUUUUUAUCGCUAAAACUGUGGAUUUAUUUUUGCACACGAAGCGAGGACUAUAGCGCCGAUCCAGUGUGUGAGAUCUGCCUGCCAUUUAUGCUAAUUUAACAGACCGUAAUCAAAGGCAAUACAGCCACGAGCAUGUUAUCGUUUUGUACUCAUUGCAAGCUUGUGAUUGUAUAUGUUUUCAGGUAAGAUAUAAGUAUCAAGUCGUUUUAAAUGUAUUAUUAAUGACAAGAAUUCCAAUGGUGACAAUUUUCAGCUAGCAGGCAAGGUGUUUGUGAUCAAUAUAAUUAUAUAUUUUUUAAGAAGCCAGUCAUGUCCAAGAACAAGAGCAGUGAGUCAGUGAAGGUGGUUGUUCGAUGUCGACCUCUGAACCGGAAAGAGGAGUCCAAUGGGCCCUCGGGGAGCAUUGUGCAGAUGGACCUACGGCUUGGACAGGUGAUCCUUAGGAAUCCUCGAGCGUCACACAGUGAACCCAGGAAAACGUUCACAUUCGAUGCUGUCUAUGAUGCCAAUUCCAAACAACGGGAUCUGUACGACGAAAGCGUUAGGCCUCUGAUUGACUCUGUUCUGGCAGGAUUCAAUGGUACCAUUUUUGCUUAUGGACAGACUGGAACUGGAAAGACGUACACCAUGCAAGGGUUGUGGUUGGACCCCGAGAAACGGGGGGUGAUACCCAACGCUUUUGAUCACAUCUUUACACAUAUCUCCCGCUCGCAGUCUGAUAAGCAGUACCUGGUACGGGCGUCCUACCUGGAGAUCUAUCGCGAGGAGGUCCGGGAUCUCCUGGAUCCCAACCAUGGCAACGCCCGAGGACUGGAGCUAAGAGAGAGUCCAGAGACGGGAGUCUACGUACCAGAUCUCACCUCUUGUGUCUGCAAGAGCAUCAAGGAGAUAGAAGAGGUGAUGAACGUGGGCAACCAAGCGAGAGCAGUGGGGGCCACCGACAUGAACGAACAUUCGUCCAGGUCUCACGCCCUGUUCCUGAUCACGGUGGAGUGUGGCCAGCCGGGUCCAGAUGGGAGAAAGCAUAUCCGGGUUGGUCGCCUCAACCUAGUGGAUCUGGCUGGUAGUGAGCGCCAGGCUAAGACAGGCGUCCAAGGGGAACGUUUAAAAGAAGCUGCAAAGAUAAACCUUUCUCUGUCUGCAUUGGGGAACGUGAUAUCAGCGCUCGCGGAUGGGCGUAGUGGCCAUGUGCCGUACCGGGACUCAAAGCUGACCCGUCUAUUGCAGGACUCACUAGGUGGGAACGCCAAGACUGUCAUGGUUGCCACUCUAGGCCCCUCUUCCCAACACUAUGACGAAACCCUCACCACCCUCCGCUACGCCAACCGAGCCAAGAACAUUCAAAACCAGCCUAGAGUCAACGAGGACCCCAAAGACGCACUCCUCCGAGAGUUCCAGAGUGAAAUUGCUCGGCUUCGGGCCCAGCUCAACCACAGGAAGUGGAGGAGCCAGCAGAAGAAGGAGCAGGUGGACGGCGAGGGAGAUGAAGACGCCGAGUGUGAAGAGGAGGUGGAGAAGGAGGCAGAGGACUACGUGAAGCAAGAGGAACAGCGCCUGGAGAGGGAGAAGGAGGCCAUCAGAGGUGAUAGAUCCCUGAUGGCUGAGGAAAAGCACAGGCUUCUUGGGGAGAAGGAGAGGAUGAUGGGAGAUCUCCGGAAGGAGCAGGAAGCCAACGAGCAGCUGACUGCCAAGUACAAGGCAAUGGAGAGCAAGCUGCUGGUCGGUGGAAAGAACAUCAUAGAUCACACCAAUGAGCAGCAGAAGAUGUUAGAGGGGAAAAGACACGAGAUAGCUGAGCAGACACGCAGAGAGAGGGAGAUGCAGCAGCAGAUGUUGGUGCAGGACGACGAGACGCUGGAGCUGAGGGAUACUUUUACUUCUCUGCAGCAAGAGGUCGAGGCAAAGACCAAGAAACUCAAAAAGUUGUAUGCCAAGCUUCAGUGCAUCAAAGCUGAGAUCCAGGAUGUGAAUGAUGAACACGUGAGGAGCCGCCAGGAGCUGGAGCAGACGCAGAAUGAACUCACCAGAGAGCUCAAGUUCAAGUAUCUGAUCAUCGAGAACUUCAUCCCUCCGGAAGAGAAGAAUAAGAUCAUGAGCAGAAUGACCUUUGACACCGAAGAGGACCAAUGGAAGUUUCAGCCUCUCGUUCCCACCGAGAGUAAACCUUUACAGAUGAAGAAACGGCCGACAUCAGCGGUGGGAUACAAACGACCCCUCAGCCAGUACGCCAGGGUUGCCAUAACGAUGGGGGUUAAUACCAGAUUCAGGGCGGAGAACAUCAUGUUUCUGGAGCUGGACAUGAACCCUCCAAACACCAACUCCCUGGGUCGCCUAAAGGAGACGGAGGGGAACCAAAGCUCCUCCGUGGACAGCUCGCCUACCAAUGAUGGAGGGCUACACAAAUCUCGCUCCUGGUGUCAAAGCCAAAAAUCUAUCACUUCUUCCUCCUCUAAUGUUUCCCUGACUUCUUGCACUACGGCUGUGCCCGCAGCAGCGCAAUGAAGAUAUAUUUUUUUCAACCCCUUAUUUAUUUUAAUGCAAUUUUGGUGCUGGGACGGUCAACACAAAAUAUGAACUCUUUCAUCUUUUUUGCGGGAAACUAAAGGACCUUACAAAAACGUAUCAUUCCGUUGCAUGUGAUCAAGUCUCUUAAUGUUUCGAUAAAUGACGUGUGUGUGUGCGUGUCACCAAAGUGGCUUUUAACCUGUGUAUGAUAUCUGUGUACAUAUUUCAUGUGUUUGUGUCUUCUAGGGUAAAACGAAAUGCCAUCAUGCAUUCCUUCAAAGGGUUAACGUCCUGUUUGUGUUGCGCAGUAGGAAACGUGUUGUGUUCAGUGGCAGCUAAUUUGGAAACCAUGGUCACAAUGUCGACCGUAUUGACCCCAAUGUGAGACAACUCUUCUCUUUCAAAACCUGUUUUUGGGGAAAAAAAAUGGACAAAAUUUGAACAUCAAAUGACACAAUUUUUCAUGAACCCCACUUCAUUAAUCAUUAUUAGCCUAAAAUUAGCAUCAUAACUCUAUCUCUGUUGUUUGCUAACUUGUCCGACCUUUGAGACUCUCUUUUUCACGGGUUUCUGUCACUGGUGAUGACUGUGAGUGACAGGAAGUAAAGCUCUGACUUGCUCGG
Molecule: messenger RNA, 3247 nt
Organism: Nerophis lumbriciformis (worm pipefish)
Lineage: Eukaryota; Metazoa; Chordata; Actinopteri; Syngnathiformes; Syngnathidae
Gene: kif3ca
Product: kinesin family member 3Ca
Biological process (GO): mitotic cell cycle; microtubule-based movement
Cellular component (GO): microtubule
Molecular function (GO): ATP binding; microtubule motor activity; microtubule binding
Source: RefSeq, a predicted model, not a curated record